This is a messenger RNA of Uloborus diversus, 2570 nucleotides long. RefSeq lists its product as uncharacterized. The transcript is spliced from 8 exons. NCBI's taxonomy places the organism in Eukaryota, Metazoa, Arthropoda, Arachnida, Araneae, Uloboridae. Gene Ontology annotation, cellular component: plasma membrane. The record is from RefSeq and is a predicted model, not a curated record. Bases 121 to 2559 code for a protein of 812 amino acids.
GGAGCGAAAGCUACCGUUGAAGUCCGGAUUUCAGCCAGAUGAUAACCGGAAUUCAACCCCCCUCAUAAAUUAACACCGGGGCACGGAGGUACCUCCUGCCCCGGACAAUAACCCCCCAGAAUGAUCAUCCUAUUGAUUAGCAUAGCAGUGGUUUUCGCGCUCGCUGAUGUUGUCUACAGGCCAGAGGAAGACCAACACUGCAACCGUACCGUUGACAUUCACCAAGCCGUCUCCAACCCUCCAGUCACAAACGAAAACAGGAACCGACCCCUCCAUUGCACUUAUCGGAUCAGAGUCCGGCCAGCGAGAAAUGACUGGGUGGUAUUCGUCCGGUUUAUCAGGAUGCGUGUGGGAGAGCCCAGCGAAGAUAGGAAGAAAUGCAUUGGCGGUUACAUUCAAAUUAUCGACGGAUACAGGGAUUCCAAUCACAGUAAUAAGGAGGAUCCAGGAUUCUAUUGCGGGGAAAUUGAUUCUCCGAAAACGUUUGUCUCAGAGACGCCACACGUGAAGAUUGUGCUGCACGUUGACAGUUACAGCCAUGAUACCUUCUUCCAGUUUAAUGCCAAUGUGGAGCAGCAACAAGAAGUACAUGCAAGGUAUGGUCAAUAUGCUCAGUUGUAUCCUCACAGGCGAGGAACACCAGUUCCCGGGACUUACUGUGAGAGGACUUUCUACGGCUGUGCUCCGACCCGAUGCUUUGUCCAAUCACCAGGGUUUCCUGAAAUUUACCCAAGAAAUCUUCACUGCCGCUACUCUCUCGUGGUCAGUAGAAGUGUCGUGGCCUUGGAUCUGAAUGCAUUCGAUGUCGAUGGCUUGAGGUGCGACAACAUGUUGCUCUGCUUCCCCCGCCCCGUCACAAGAGAUCCGAACGAUUGUCCAUUUGACCACGUGAAAGUGUACGACGGUCCUACGGAAGACAGUCCUCUUAUUGUCACUCUAUGUGGUCGAGGAAGACUCAAAUCUCAGAUUGUGGCUUCUGGCUCCGAGAUGUUGGUAGAAUUCGUAACGUCUCGAGCAGGUCCGUUGCUGAACACGGGUUUUCACUUCAAAGCAGAAAGUAUUCACAGCGAGACUGAGACCGAAUAUCAAUUUCCCCGUUUGGAUGGCAACGGAACUUGCGCGAUUGAGAGAUACCUACGGCCGACAGAUGUACUAACAUUUGGACAUUUGAGGUCAUGGUAUCCAGUCAAUACGACCUGCACUUACAGGUUUACGGCAUCAGAAGACGAAGUUAUACGCAUCACUUUUGAGUUUUUCCGAAUGGAACGCGUGACAAUGUGUGACGAAUCAUUGAAGUUGUACGAUAGCCCAACCGGAGAUGCCUCAAAAAUAAUAUCAAAAUUAUGCGACAUCAAUAAGCCCCGUACUGAACAUCCUCGUUCUGUUUACGAAACUACUGGACCUGGAUUAUUUAUCGAGUUCAUCAGCAAAAUUGGCUCUCUGGAAGGUUCUUCACUGAGCUAUGCAUUUGAAGUUCGGCCUGUCAAUAUCCUCACCCGGCGAAACAGUGUGAACGGUGGAUCAUGCAGUCGAACUUUCACUCCGGAAAACGGGAUGACGGGCCUGCUGACGGGACACCCAUUCGGUGAUAGCUCGAACACGACGUCUCUGACAUGUAAUUACACGUUCGAGGCAAGCCAAUUACCUCAAGGCAGAGUUCAAAUGGUUCUCUUCACUUCACUUCGUUUGGUAUCGGAUUGUGCCGAAUGUCGUCUGGAGCCUAUGUACGCCGAAAUGCAUCUUGGUCUUGGUGAAAGAAUUUGUUUCUGCAAAGUUUCUGCGCAUCGGAUUCAUAAGCUUUCUUCGUUGGGGCCUCGGAUGUUUCUUUUCCUCCACGCGGAAUCUUCUUGGGAAAAGAAGUUACCACAGAAACAUAUCGUCAACGGUAGUUAUGCCUUUUAUACAGAAUCCAGAUGUGGUCCAGAAAGGAUGGAACUUGACUUACAAGGACUCCUUACAUUCCCACCAUUGAUUCCUGGUCCAGGAACUUGCCCAGAAGGUCAAUGUCCAACCACUCCUUUAUUUUGUUCGUGGAAGAUUCCUGUCUUCCAUAGAAUGGACUUACUGUUAAAAGUAGAUGGACUGCCAACCAAUGCCAACUGCAGCACAGAUCAUGCUAUGGUAAACAGCAUAGUUUUGUGUCCUACGUCCGAAGAACAAGAGGUCCUCCUCCAUAAAGAAGACAUUGAGUCGGAUGUAAUCAUUAGUCUCAGAAUGUCCGAAAAAUCGUACAAUUUCACUGUUCGGUGGACUCAAUUAAGAAUGCUGCCUUCAAGGACUACUUCAGACACUUUAGUGUCUUUGGGAAAAGAUUGUGACUUCCUUUGUACCAGCUCGAUGGCCUGCUUGACCAGAGAAUUGGUAUGCAAUGGUAUCGGCAACUGUCCAGGGCCAGCAACAUCCGCCGACGAAGAUCCAAAUUUGUGCAUUUUGCCACGAGAUAGUUUUAAACUUUUUUGGUGGAUCAUUGGUUUUAGUCUUUCGAUUUGCCUUUGUCUAAAAUUUUGUCUUGUGUUCACUCUCUGUCGAAAGUGUCGAGUUCGGAGACACAGAAUUUAAGCAAAAUAAAU